This is a messenger RNA of Gastrolobium bilobum, 1650 nucleotides long. RefSeq names its product serine carboxypeptidase-like. The transcript is spliced from 10 exons. Gene Ontology annotation, biological process: proteolysis. Bases 1 to 1650 code for a protein of 549 amino acids. Gene Ontology annotation, cellular component: vacuole. Lineage: Eukaryota; Viridiplantae; Streptophyta; Magnoliopsida; Fabales; Fabaceae. Gene Ontology annotation, molecular function: serine-type carboxypeptidase activity. The record is from RefSeq and is a predicted model, not a curated record.
AUGACGAAAGCGUUGGUGGCAUUGCAUCAUGACUUGUGUUGGGAGAAGGUGAUGAGGAGGAACGUCAAGGAGAACGAGUGGUUCGUUUGUGGGUUUGAUGAGGCUGCCGGUGCGCCGGAGCUGAGCAAGUACGUGAAUCAAGGGGCGGCGGGGCAUGGUGGGCACGUGCCGGAGAUGAAGAGAGGGUUGCAUGGGGUGAAGGCGAACAUGUGGAGCAGACCAGAGGCUUCUAUCCUGCUUUCUUCUGGCCUCAUCAGUGACCGUGACUUAAACACACCAAAUCCAAAAGCUGAAAAGCUUAUAAGAGGUCUUAACCUAUUUCCAAAAGAUCCAGUUAACAUAAGACUUGGUGACACUGUUGGUUUUGUCCCUGGAAAGAUCGUUGAGAAGAAGUUUUCGUUUAUUGGUGCUUCUGGACCUUCUGUUGAAGACCUUGGUCACCAUGCAGGGUAUUAUUCGCUUCCUCGUUCUAAAGCAGCAAGGAUGUUCUACUUUUUCUUUGAAUCCCGGAACAACACGAAUGACCCUGUUGUCAUAUGGUUAAGUGGAGGUCCAGGGUGUAGCAGUGAAUUAGCUUUGUUUUACGAGAAUGGUCCUUUCAAGAUUGCCAAUAACUUGUCUCUGAUAUGGAAUGAUUACGGCUGGGAUAAGGUAUCAAAUAUUAUAUUUGUUGACCAACCAAUUGGGACAGGUUUCAGCUACAGUUCCGAUUAUGCAGAUAUUCCCCAUGAUGAAGUGGGUGUUAGCAAUGAUUUGUUUGACUUCUUGCAGGCAUUUUUCAAGCAGUACCCCAAGUUUGCUAAGAAUGAUUUUUACAUUACUGGAGAAUCAUACGCUGGACACUAUAUUCCAGCUCUUGCAUCCCGGGUUCACCAAGCAAAUAAAGAAAAACAAGGAAUUUAUAUAAACCUCAAGGGCUUUGCUAUUGGUAAUGGGUUAACAAAUCCUGGAAUUCAGUACCAAGCAUACACAGACUUUGCAUUAGACACGGGAUUAAUUUCAAAGGCCGAUUAUGAAAAUAUCACAAAGUUAAUCCCAGGGUGUGAGAAUGCCACAACAACAUGCAACAUCGAAGGUGGAGAAACUUGCUUGACUGCAUUCAAUGUUUGCGAAAACAUAUAUGAUGAUAUUUUGACUAUUGCUGGCAACAUUAAUAUCUAUGACAUCAGAAAGAAAUGCGUGGGAGAAUUGUGUUAUAACUUGACAAGCGUAGAGACACUUUUAAACCAGAAAAGUGUGAGGGAUGCUUUAGGUGUGGGGGACUUGCAGUUUGUAUCAUGCAGUACAACAGUGUAUAAUGCUAUGUUGCAAGACAUUAUGAAAAACCUUGAAGUGGGAAUCCCUGCACUUCUUGAGGACGGAAUCAGAAUGCUUGCGUAUGCUGGGGAAUAUGAUUUCAUAUGCAAUUGGCUUGGGAAUUCAAGAUUGGUUUAUGCCAUGGAAUGGUCAGGUCAAAAGAAGUUUGGGGCAUCACGUACAGUGCAAUUUAGUGUUGAUGGUGCGAAAGCAGGGAGUCUGAAUAGUUACGGACCUCUCUCUUUCCUCAAGGUAUUUGGGGCUGGGCACAUACUCCCUAUGGAUCAACCAAAAGUUGCACUUCAGAUGGUGAAAAGCUGGAUGGAUGGGAAAUUGACCGGGGCAAUGAAAUGA